This is a messenger RNA of Ilyonectria robusta, 2352 nucleotides long. RefSeq lists its product as uncharacterized. Gene Ontology annotation, cellular component: nucleus; site of double-strand break. Bases 1 to 2352 code for a protein of 783 amino acids. The transcript has a single exon. Lineage: Eukaryota; Fungi; Ascomycota; Sordariomycetes; Hypocreales; Nectriaceae. Gene Ontology annotation, biological process: double-strand break repair. The record is from RefSeq and is a predicted model, not a curated record.
AUGGCUGGCCCAUCAAGACAUGGCACCGCCACAGUGCCGGCGACCGCGACAGUCCUCGACUUCAUUUGCCUAUUCACUCACGACCUGAAGCGAAAACAGAAACGAUGGCAGGAUGGCGUUCUCAAGUACCACACCUUCAACAAGCGCAUCAUGGUCUCCGACGACCGUGGUCACUUCAUUGGUGAUGCCCACUGGCAGGCAGAAGCUCAUCUAGAGACUGGGGACGAAUUUGAGCUGGACCGUGGCUCGGCCAUUGUCCAGGUAUCUGACUGCACUGGCCAGCGGGAACAAGAUUUGACAGAGCUACUCGACAAACGAGCUAGGGAUGUCGAAAAGCGCCGCGCCAAUGCCAUUUCUCGGACCCCUAGGUCUAGUACCAGUGCAGUUUCAACACCGGCGCAAGACCAAUCUUCCCACUUUCAACUUCGCCAUCGUCCACUGGCCUCGCUCGUUGGAGCGUCCCCAAGGAUAGGGAGGGCAGCCAUUUCCCCUCACUCCCCAUAUGAGGCACGUCAGUUGGCCCAAAAGGCUGAGCAGCUGGAGCCAUCUGACGAACCUCCACCCCCGAAAAGAAGAAAACAAGAACGGUCUCCCCCAAGCAAAUCUUACCAUGCUCGUAGCUUGUUUGGAGCAGCUUUAACUCUUUCGCCCUUCGUGACGAGCAGCCCUACAGCACAGAGCCAAGUCCUACGAGACAAGACCAAUACCAAAACGAAGGCCCCAUUGCUAAGUGCGAGGAAUCCCCACCAAAAACCACAGACUCCCAUCUCCAGUCAACCAGAACCCUCGCUUCAGCAACCUGUCGAGAUACAGAGCUCCCCUAUAUCCCCCAUGGCCGAGCCACGCCGUUCUCCGGAAGCCAACAAAAAGCGGUCAAAAGAUGUGAGCGAUUCGACGGUCAAACCCAAGGAAUCGAGCUACUGCCUCCAUUCAGAUGACAGCAACUUGGACACUUCGGAAAACCCAACUUCUAUUCCGAUCACUCCAGCUUCCCAGAGCACACUAGCCCCUCUGAGUACUGGGACCAAAUUUCAGCCCAAGAUGCGCCCUGGCGCUCCACCUCCUCUCCGCGCGACCAAGGAACAAACGAGACGCCAUGAAUCCAUCGUCAGCGGGGACGAACGAGGCAAUGGCUCAACAUCAUCGAACCCAAGUACUGCUCAGAAGCUGAAAGACGCUACGAAACCACUGCCCAAUGAGCAGGACCCCGUCCGCUCGAUCAACGAGCCAAGAACCGAGCUUCGAAUCAGAUCAAGACAACGUCGAGGACUGCUUGUGAUAUCCGAGAAGCAUGGUCGAGACCAGAAAGCUGGGAAGCACCUCGGAACUACUGUCGACAAGGGUGUUGAGUCACAUUCCAGCCUAGAAUCAGGUCAUGUCGGACAAGGCAACGGGAUGCGGAAUGUUGAAGAGCCUACCUGUACAACCGGCCAAUCUCGAUCGAAAAAUGCACCAAUCGAGACGAAUAAGCGACAAAACGAGGCUGCCACAAACGUCAUCGAGGUAGGCUCCCACGGCCUCAAAGAUGACACCCCGAAUGAUAGUGCGCCUCAAGUGAUACUGGAUUCAAGCCCCGAGGUCGAACUCGAGUCCCCUCAAACUAGCGAAACUCAACAACAGGAUGAUGCCGCUAGGGAUCAAGCUUCGUCACUGACCAAGACAGCCCGCCAUUUGCGUGAUCGCGGAUCCCGAAAGGAAGUUGCACGACAUAGCACAAGUGACGAAGAGCCGGUGGCCAUAGCACUAUCCCCGGUGCGCAACGCCAGUGACCGAAUACAAGCUUCUCGAGUCACCAAUUCAAGCUCUAGCGGACCUCGCAUUACGAAGAUGGCUCGAAAAAGCGUAAAGAGUAGGGAAAUUAUCGGCUUCGUGAUCCCAAGCGAUGGACCCACUAUGACAGCCCACAGAGUUGCGGCUCCGACACUGGUAGCCAGUAACAAAGUUGGGCGCUCGCCGGUUGGAAACAUUGGUAGUGAGGCGGAAUCCGAGUCACACUUGGAUGCGACGCCAAAGCCACCACAAGUCCAAUUAGACUGUAUCACUGCAGUGGCGCAGUGUGCGUCAACAAGCUCAGAUGACAAGUCAACAGCGAAACCUACACCGCGACUUAGCAAUCCGGCAACUCGAGGCAAAAAGGCAGCCAAAAGGGAGGAUGCGGCUGGGCAUUUGCCUCAAACUAUGAUUCAACUUGAUCCCGUUCUAUCUACCCGUGUUGGGGCCCCUAAACCACCGCCCUCUGCAAAGUCAUCGGGGCUACCCGGCUUUUCCAAGGCGAACGGUGGUGCUUGGAGCAGACAUGCUGAGGACCUACUUGGCAUGACCAGACCGGCAGACAAGGCGUCUCGACGGUGA